CUGAGCCUACAAUCUAGUCCGACUAGUCGACUAGGCGAAGCCACAGUGCGCUGUUUGAGGUGACAUUUUACUGCAUGUGACAGUAGCUGGAACAUCAGGGCGGUGCUGUCCCUACGAGUCGAGCCGUUUGCUGGUUUGGUUGACUUACUUGGUAAGUAGUUGCUUGCUGAUAUCAGCCCACACGGCGCAUCGUCGGCCAUCUCGCAGCCAGCAGUACGCAGGGAGGGCACACAUACCAAAAGUUAUCAUCCUAAACCGUGGACCAUCACCGUGUUGCGUGCUGGAAGGAGAUCCUGAGUGGUGUUUGGUCACUGGCUCAACAUCUGCGCCAAGAUAUUGAAGCAGAGGAAACGCCAAGGUUCCUUCCGACAGUGGAAGGAGGGCACCACCUUCACUAGCUCUUGCGGUGUGAAAGCUAGCGCGGUGCGACCAUGGCCACCGACCCUCAGCAGAUCACCUUGAAACUGAUGGGAGGAAAGCCAUGGGGCUUUCGCUUGCAGGGGGGAAAGGAUCACGGAGCACCGCUGCAAAUCACCAAGCUCCAGCGCGACGGAAAGGCUGCACGGCAAGGCGUAUGCGAGGCGGAUUACAUCCUGGCCAUCAACGAUGUUGUCUGCGACAAAGUCCUUCACAGCGAAGCGCUGAGCCUGCUCAAGACCUCGGGUCCCACCAUCACGUUGAAACUGCAGCGUGGAACAGCUCCAGUUCGACAAGGCGAGUCGAUCGAUGCGGGCAAGGCCAGACCACCGCAGUGGUUGGCAAGGAGUAGCAGCUUCAAACGACGCAAGCUCCGUGCUGCCCGGCCUGACAACCAAACAGAUGAUGACGAGGACAAAGAUGCAUCGACUGAAGCGGCAGCACACGCAGCAGAAGACGAUGUGGAUGGUGGUGGUCAGUCACGACAAGCCAGUGAAAUCAUUGUCAAUGAACCUGUCGUUUCAGAGGUUGCUGCUACAACAGAUGAGAAGUUAACAUCGGGAGAACCAGCAGCUCCAGAGGCUGUACCACAGCCAUCAACAAAUGAAGCCAGUGAAGAUGCAGCUGCCACUUCUCCUGCAAAGAGUCCGGCAGCGGAGCAGAAGGGGGAGAUGAAAGUGAAACCUGACUCCAUCGAGCUGCUGUCAUCGCCGACGAAAUUCAGCCGACCUGCUGCUCCAGGACGUGGAAAUCGAAGGAUUACUGCAAAGACAGUCACCAGUAGCAAGUCAGACGCGGAAAGCAACAUAUUGCCAGCUGCUGGAGGCAAGGGUGCAUCUGAUAAGGCCUGGUACAAGCAACUCUUCAAGAGCAUCAACAUAGCUGAUGAGGAGGAAUUGUCUGCUGCUCAUCAGCAGUCACUAUCCGUGCCGAAAAGCCCAAGAAAAGUGGCGCGAUCACCUACAUUUGGAGGCUCGUCGUCACCACGGAUUGUACCGGCGAUUGCACCGAAACCGAAGAUGAAACAGAGAUCGCUUACCACCGAUUCCGUGCAGGAUCGGCUGCAGACAGGUGAAGGGUCAGCUGAACAGCUGGCUACAUCUCCAUCGCGAGGACGUAGUAAUACUGUGUGUGAUCCCACGACAGCCAGCAGUAGCAGCGGUGCUAAACCACCAGUAGCCAAGAAACCAACAAAGCCACCAAAACCAGUCAGCCCGCAGAAGCCCGUAUCUUUGCAGUCGCAUGCAAAGGGCCAGCAAACAAGCAGCUCAUCUUCCCAGUCCACUCCUCAGCAACAAAUAUCUCCUACGAAAGUAUUCUCGCCUUCAUCGGCUAGCCCCAUAGCAGUAGUCAGUCCCACUUCCCCGAUUCAGCAGCAGCAGCAGCAGCGCAUGAAGCCCACGGUAUCCCCCAAGCCCAGUGUAAACAUAGCUCCAAAGGGAUUCUCAUCGCGUCCACCACCUGCUCGCAGCACUCCCUCACCCAACAGGCAAGACGCAGUAUAUGUUCAUCAUGAGAGCACUGAAGAUAUUUCCAGAGAAGCAACUGGCAGUGAAGCGUGUACUGCUGAGGCACCCGCUGCAGACGCACCUCAAACUGACACACCAAUCGAGCAAAGCCACAGUGAUCAAGUUGAAAGCCAAGAGACUGAGCCGGCGGUAGUACAAAGUAGUGCACAGCCUGAAGACACGGCUGCUGAAGAGAAGUCACCUGAAUCAGUAGUGGAUACUGCACUGGCCAGGGUUUCAGAUGCUGCUGAUCAGAAUGGCAACACUGUGCAACAGGCCAGCAGUUCCCAUGAGGCACCCGAGCCUGAGCUACCACAGGCUGUAGAAGCACAGGCUGUAGAAGCACAGGCUGUAGAAGCACAGGCUGUAGAAGCAGAGAUAGAAGAAACCCAGACAACCAUGGAUACCGAGGAUUCAACGAAACAGGCGCCUGAAGAAGAGGUGGCGGCGCAGAUGACUGUGGAAACCAAUCUAGAAUCAGCGCCCAUCGCAGAGCCUGAUCUUCAGGAAGUGAAUGAACCCACGGAAACAGCUGAGGACAGAGUUGAUGAGCCAUGUGUUGCCGCUGCCAAUGCAGACUCGGAUGUACAGCAGAGUGCAUCUGAUGUGGUUGAAGACACUGUGACUUUCGGUGAGGCUGCUACCGAUGAGACCGCUGUGACCGCAGAAGUGGAAGACAUUGAGCAUCCAGAGAUUGAUGAUGGACAGGAUGUAGCAGUUCCUGAUGAAAUGGAAAAACAAACCGACGAGGGUGAUCAGAGCGUUGCAACAGCUUCUACCGCAGAAGUAGCAGCGGAGGAAGUGGCUGACGAUCAGCCCCUUGCAGAAAGUUCAGGUGAUGUUGGCGACUCAGCAGCCGCGGAGGAACUGGCUGACGAUGCGCCACAUGCUGAAAGCUCAGGUGACGUCGGCGACUCGGCCGCGAACGAUAAUGCGCCAGCACCAGGCAGCAGUUUUCAAGAGAACACACCAGCCAGCGAAGUAGCCGCAUUGGUCGAGGAGCAGAUCAUUCCUGCGCGGGUGGUGCCGAGUGAAGAUAUUUAUGAGGAUGUAGUCCACACGGAGCCCAUAAUAGCUGAUAACAAUGACCUGUAUGAUGAUGUUCUGUUCGAUGAUCGUGUCGACGGCAAAGUGGCCGGCAAUCAGAAAGAGCACGAGGUCAAAGAACUUCAGGCACACCAUGGACUGGCAAAAGGACUGUUCACCUACACCGCACAUUCUGCAAGAGAGAUCAGCUUCCAGCGAGGUGACGAAGUCACGCUACUUCGCAAGGUCGACGACAACUGGGUGGAGGGAGAGUUCAAUGGUAGUACAGGGAUUCUCCCCGUCAACUAUGUGGAAAUACUGAUCCCAAUCCCCGAGAGUACCUCCCACCCUGCUGACACUCCAGCCGAACAGCAAGCAAAACAGACAGCAGCAGCAGCAACAACGCCUGCGGCUGCAGAAAAGGCAACAACCGCAACACCGACAGCCUCAUCCAAUACGGCAACCACCGCCACCUCUACCGCUGCAGCAGCAGCUGCAGCUGCCAGCACAGCAGCAUCGAAUGCACCGAGAAGCCGUUCCCAGUCUAUUGUGACGAAACCCACAAGGGCACCGCCCAGUGCACCUGGAAACACUGGAAACACUGGAAACGGCAGCAACCCGGCAACAAAUGAACCAGCAGCACAGAACAACAGGAGAGAUGGUGCUGGAGACGAGGCCACGAAAUUGGUCAAGCCGUGUGCCAUUGCUCGCCAUGAGUUUGUUGCUGAUCACAAAUGGGAGCUUUCCCUGAGAAAGGGAGAGCUAGUGACGCUGCUAACACGUGUUGAUGAAAACUGGUACGAAGGCCGACUGAGCGGCAAGAAGGGAAUUUUCCCUGUGAGCUACGUGGAGGUUCUAUGCGAUGUAGAGCCAAGUACCAAUGGACAAUCAGAAGCUUCAAGCACAACGACAAAUAAGAACACUGCACCGACAUCCAAAGACACUAAAGGAGAAAAGUACGUGGCUAUGUUUACUUACGUGGCGCAGAAUUCGGACGAGCUUGACCUGACGGAUGGCGACAUAGUAAUGGUGGAAGAUAAGUGUGAUGAUGGCUGGUUCGUUGGCAGGUCGGUGAGAUCGGGAGAAUUUGGAACAUUCCCCGGUAACUAUGUUAAGGCUGCGUGAUGGCUCCAUCAACGAGUUUACCUCACUGUUCAGUGCACCACCGUAGCAUUACCUCCAGCGCAAGCUAGUUGAACAACUUUCAACACUCACGCGGCAGGUCUGUCAGCCCGCACGCAAGCAAUGGCAUCGCUCACGGACGUCCUAUCUGCUUCCGUCGAUGUACUGCUGCUCUGCUUCUGCGAGGGCAGUGGCGGCAGGGUCUAACAGAUAUCAUAGUACUGCCCGACUCUAGUGGUAUACCUGCCGCUGAACACUCAUGAGUAGCUUAGCUAGUCUGUGUGCAUCUACAUGUACAUGUAUGUGUGCAAUAUAUGUUGCCGUGCAUCACAAUGUCCCAUUGAACAACACUACCAUGCUCCAAAGCUGCCAGAGCUGCACACCGGCUGUCGAUAGUUGCCGCAGUGCCAAUGCAUGCCCGACGUGUUAGGAUCAAAGGCCAGAAUUGCCGCUAUCAGAUAUGCGUCUUCUAUUCGCGGCUGCUGCACCGGUGUGGGCUCUAUACACUGAUCACCACGGUGACCAGCACAGUUGAGUAGGUGGAGCAAUCGCACAGUAUAUAGGUAUGUGCUGGAUCAUGAUAUGACUGUCACAGUAAUAUUGCCAAAUUUGACGUGUAGUGGCUUGUCUCCAGAAAGACAACUCUCUCUAUUAUUUGCCGGAACCGCCACGCCAGAUAUUAUACAAGACUGGAAUUUUUCAUUGCCAUUUAUACAGAAUUCUGAUGAAACCAUGGAUACCGCAGUGGCGUUCUAUCUAUGUUUUAUGUUACACCG
This is a messenger RNA of Sycon ciliatum, 4849 nucleotides long. Its product is annotated as sorbin and SH3 domain-containing protein 1 homolog. The record is from RefSeq and is a predicted model, not a curated record. The coding region runs from base 432 to 4076 and encodes 1214 amino acids. The transcript is spliced from 16 exons. NCBI's taxonomy places the organism in Eukaryota, Metazoa, Porifera, Calcarea, Leucosolenida, Sycettidae. Gene Ontology annotation, molecular function: protein binding.